Messenger RNA from Ramularia collo-cygni, 402 nucleotides. RefSeq lists its product as uncharacterized. The coding region runs from base 1 to 402 and encodes 133 amino acids. The transcript is spliced from 3 exons. The record is from RefSeq and is a predicted model, not a curated record. Lineage: Eukaryota; Fungi; Ascomycota; Dothideomycetes; Mycosphaerellales; Mycosphaerellaceae.
AUGGCGUUCAUCUUCACAUGCGGGACCCACACGUUCCAAUCACUACUCAAAGGCUACGAGAACAUCACAGUACAAUGCCAGAACUGCGGUAACCACAGCGGGAAGGUCGUGAAGCGUUGGGAAUGGUUCACCUUCUGCUUCGUACCUCUCAUCCCGUUCAGCUUGAAGCCAUGGCACGCGGUGUCCURUCACAUCUGCCAGUUCAGACAAGAUAUUAAGUAUCGACCAGACGUACAGCAACAGAUGGAUGGGGUGGCGGGAGGAGCACAGAUACCCUUGCAGAACCAACCUCACCAAGGACAGCCGCCACAAGGCUGGAACGGACAGCAUCAGAACGCAGCGUACCAGCCGCCUCCAAAUCAGGGUUACCAGCCGCCGCAGCAGAUGCCGCAGUAUAAGUAG